Messenger RNA from Vigna unguiculata (cowpea), 1347 nucleotides. Its product is annotated as UDP-galactose transporter 1-like. Lineage: Eukaryota; Viridiplantae; Streptophyta; Magnoliopsida; Fabales; Fabaceae. The record is from RefSeq and is a predicted model, not a curated record.
UUUGAGGAAUAGAGACUAGCGUGCGUCGGUGUGUAUUGGAAAAAGAAUGAGAUGCAACAUUUGAAGCAUGAUUUUCACAACGUGAUUGGAAUGCAAGAAAUAUAUGGGCGAGACAAAUGAGAAAGAAGCAUUUUGAUUUACAAUCACCACAUUAGAUAAAAUAGUUAUUAUUCUCUGAAAUCACCUACCGUAUUCAGAGCGGAAGAAAGAAGAUUAAUUUUUCUUCUUCUUCUCCUUUUGUUUUUCUUUCUCUGUGAAAAUUCUGAGUUUUCGAUACUCUAAAGUCAUCUGGGUUAGGUUGGGUUGUGUUGAUCUGUGAUGGAAGAAGGGAUUAUUUGCCAGUGGAGCACGUUUAGAUCUCUCUUGGCAAUCCUUCAAUGGUGGGCUUUCAAUGUCACUGUUAUCAUCAUCAACAAGUGGAUCUUUCAGAAAUUGGAUUUCAAGUUUCCAUUAUCGGUAUCUUGCAUCCAUUUUAUUUGUUCAGCCAUUGGAGGGUAUGUGGUGAUUAAGGUGUUGAAGCUGAAGCCAUUGAUAUCAGUUGACCCUGAAGAUCUUUGGAGAAGAAUAUUUCCUAUGUCAUUUGUGUUCUGUAUUAACAUUGUAUUGGGGAAUGUUAGCUUACGGUACAUACCAGUUUCUUUUAUGCAGACAAUUAAAUCAUUCACCCCUGCAACAACAGUUGCUUUGCAGUGGCUGGUGUGGAGAAAAUAUUUUGAUUGGCGAAUUUGGACUUCUCUUAUACCAAUUGUUGGAGGGAUUCUUCUCACAUCUAUCACAGAGCUUAGUUUCAAUAUAUAUGGGUUUUGUGCUGCUUUAUUUGGUUGUUUGGCUACAUCCACAAAAACUAUCUUUGCUGAGUCUUUGUUGCAUGGAUACAAAUUUGAUAGCAUAAACACAGUUUAUUACAUGGCCCCUUUUGCAACAAUGAUCUUGGCAAUACCUGCUUUGCUAAUUGAAGGCUAUGGAGUUUUUGAGUGGCUAAGUACUCAUUCAUAUCCUUGGUCAGCACUCGUCAUUAUUUUCAGCUCCGGAGUUUUGGCAUUCUGUCUUAACUUCUCCAUUUUUUAUGUGAUUCAUUCAACCACUGCCGUAACAUUUAAUGUUGCUGGAAACCUUAAGGUUGCUAUUGCUGUUCUUGUUUCAUGGCUAAUUUUUAGGAACCCAAUAUCAUACUUAAAUAGUGUUGGAUGCGCCGUGACUCUUAUGGGAUGUACAUUCUACGGUUAUGUCAGGCAUAUGCUCUCCCAACAGCAACCACUUCCCGGAACUCCUCGGACACCUCGGACACCUAGGAGUAUGAUGGAGUUGCUUCCACUUGUAAAUCACAAAUUAGAAGAUAAGGUAUAA